AUGUCUACACGAGGCUCUCCUCGUACCUACGAACCCCGAGUUAUCAGGGUAGAUACUGCUCGUAGUGUGGAUAAUGCCUGUGUGUCCUCUUCCUCAACUUCACCCACACGCACCAGACGUCCAAGUGCUACCGGUGUUAGGGCGCCCAGUGUGCAGAGGCCACCCGUAGGCCACCCGCCUUCUUUGCCCCCUAUCACUCCCACCACCUUCCCCAGGCCCGCGUAUUUGGAUCGCUCUGCUUUGCGACACUUACUACAAACAGAGCCUCCUCGGUUACCUGGUAGGACAGAGCCUGUUACUAUACGAGUAGGCUCGCCUGGUCACUCCGCUGGAAGGUCACGUAGAAGAUCGCCGUCCUCGGACAGCGAUGAGGAGGAUGUUAGCCCUCCUCGUGAGCUACCUCCUACCACACCAUCUGUGUUGCUUUCCUCCUCUCCCAUCCUCAGACUGCCAACCCGUUGGAGCGAUGCAUACCGUAAUGACAUGUUAAGUCUUUCGUAUGAUGGACGUGAAUUGAUCUACCAUGGUGUCUCAAGCAGUGCUGACAAGGAUGCAGCCGCCGCCAGAACAAUUUAUCCCAUACCCCCAGCAUGUGGCAUAUACUAUUACGAAGUAGAGAUUACAAGUAAAGGGAACAAAGGAAAUAUCAGUAUAGGAUUCAUGGGCCGCGAUGUCAAAGUGUCUCGUUUACCAGGCUGGGAGAAAAACUCCUGGGGAUACCAUGGUGAUGAUGGCUCUUCUUUUGCCGCUGAGGGGCGUGGGACUCCCUAUGGGCCGGAGUUUGGAGCUGGCGACGUUAUUGGCUGCGGAAUCGAUUUCUGUCAAAAUCGAGCUUUCUACACGAAGAAUGGAACGUUGAUCGGCCCUGUAUUUGAGAAUGUUGGUCGCGAUUGCGACUUGUAUCCAGCGGUUGGCCUCUGCCAUUCUGGUGAAUCGAUCCGCGCCAAUUUUGGUCACGAGCCAUUCAAAUAUGCAAUCGAAGACCACACGAGGAGACAGCAAAAUCUGGCAUGGGACAAAAUCCAGUCCAAGCCUUUGGAAUGGCCUCCUAUAUCCGGGAUGAAGUAUGAAAACGGCGCUGAAGGAAGCAAAGACGCCCCGUCGGGUUCCUCCUUGACUGCGGAGGAGCGCGUCAAAGUUCCUAUCAAUCAGCUUGUUCUAUCGUAUUUGGCUCAUCAUGGGUAUGCUCGAUCAGCCAGGGCAUUUGAAGCCCAGUGCAAAUCGAGAGGCGGCCUGUCGCACGUUGAUAGUCUGACGCGGAUUCCUCCGCCUAUAUCGUCUGCCUCUCGUUCAAUUCAUGAUCACGGUAUGGACAUGGACGAUGUAACCUCGGGAGAAGCACAAGAAGGCGAUAUCGAGCUCAGAACCCGUAUUGUGGGGUCGGUAACUACCGGCGACAUCGACACCGCGCUCAUAGAGACCCAAACGCAUUUCCCCAGCGUGCUUGAACGAGAGGAAGGCCUCAUGCUGUUCAAGUUGCGCUGCAGGAAGUUUGUUGAACUUGUCUUAGAGGCCGCUGAAUUAAAGAAGAAGAUGAAGAUGGAGGAAUCUGAAAUGACUAUGGAGACUGAGUAUGAAAAUUCAGAUGUUUUCAAGAGGGAGUGGGCCGACGGAAUGGAUGUUGAUGAUGGCGCCUCGCCUUCCUUAUAUGCAGGAUCGAUGGUGAGCAACGGUCACGGAGCAAGUAGUGCAGCAAUUCCGAUCAAAGCCAAACGAAAACAAUCAUUUGCUUCAUCUCAACAUAGCUGGGGGGCCGCAACUGCUUUGCAGUACGGAUCUGCACUUGAGAAGGCAGUUCAAUAUGGUCAAAUACUCCAAUCGGACUACAAAGAUCGACCUGAGAUCCGAGCUAUAUUCAAGCGUACAUCGGUAAUUAUGGCGUAUGAUGAUCCGCUGGAGGCUGGUGGUGAUGCUGCAGAGGUUGCAGGGCAGGGGGCGCGGGUUGCUCUUGCGACCGAGUUGAAUCAAGCUAUCUUGCGAUCACAGGGUCACCCGACGCAUCCAGCGCUGGAGAAACUGUAUCGCCAGACUGCUGCGUGCGUGAUACAUCUGGCGCUGUUAGGUGUAGGGACUGCUGCUUUUGCAGAUAUGCCCAGAGAGUUCUUGGAUGCAUGA
This is a messenger RNA of Serpula lacrymans var. lacrymans S7.9, 2115 nucleotides long. RefSeq lists its product as uncharacterized. Gene Ontology annotation, cellular component: cytoplasm. Gene Ontology annotation, biological process: cell surface receptor signaling pathway; cytoskeleton organization. The transcript has 7 exons. Lineage: Eukaryota; Fungi; Basidiomycota; Agaricomycetes; Boletales; Serpulaceae. Gene Ontology annotation, molecular function: protein binding. The record is from RefSeq and is a predicted model, not a curated record. The coding region runs from base 1 to 2115 and encodes 704 amino acids.